This is a messenger RNA of Anarrhichthys ocellatus (wolf-eel), 1409 nucleotides long. RefSeq names its product T-cell surface glycoprotein CD3 delta chain. Gene Ontology annotation, biological process: cell surface receptor signaling pathway; positive thymic T cell selection. The transcript is spliced from 7 exons. Gene Ontology annotation, molecular function: transmembrane signaling receptor activity. The record is from RefSeq and is a predicted model, not a curated record. The coding region runs from base 118 to 606 and encodes 162 amino acids. Gene Ontology annotation, cellular component: alpha-beta T cell receptor complex; external side of plasma membrane; membrane. Lineage: Eukaryota; Metazoa; Chordata; Actinopteri; Perciformes; Anarhichadidae.
CACACACACACACGCACACACAGACUGUGACACUUCAACAGACGGAGACUGGGUGCUUUGGCAGCAGGGACACGGCAGCUCUGUAUUUUGAGCAGAACUCCGAGGAGUAAACACGCGAUGAAAUCAGUUUUGGCCGCCUGUUUGCUGCUGCUUUGGACGCUGACAGCACCCGUCAGCUGUGAUCCAGAGAUUGUAGUGACCGAAGUCUUUAAUGGGAUUAAGCUGCGUUGUACCGCUAAUUAUCUCAUAAAUUCUAAAGAUGAGGAAUUGCUGGAAUACAAAGAUGAGAACACAGGGGAGUACACGUUUUGGAAGGAUGACCAACAAUUACAAAUCUUUAUGAAGUUUCGAACCUGUGAUAACUGCGUCGAGCUGGACACGGCUUCAAUAACAGGAAUGGUUGUAGGAGACGUGGUGGCUACCAUUGUGAUCGGAGUGGCCGUCUAUCUCAUUGCUUCUCUGAAUCGGAUCGGUCCAGUCACCUCUCCCAAGAAAAGCUCUGACAGACCGCGUCGCACUCCAAAUGAAGGGAGCAGAGGCCCCAAUGAUACCUACCAGCCUCUGAAGAAAGGCCACAGAGACACGUACGAUGUGCUGAGAAAAUAGACCCUGACCCCCCCGCAGCUGAAAACAUACUCGCCACAUUAUCCUUUCACCUCAAACCUCUGCAGCAGGGUGUAAUGGGUGACACUCAUCCAUAAUACUAUAUGCAUGGUAUGAUACCAUUUUAGCUGUUGUCAUUUCCUUUCGCUAUGCCUGUAAUAUCGCUCUCAGUCGUCACGUAAUGAGUGACUUGUUAACCUGUUUCUGUAUUUAUCAGUUCUUAUUUUGGUAGCAUUUUAACCGGCCAGUGUGGUAUUUUCAUUCAUUAUCUAUGUUUUUCUCUUCCUAUCCUGCGAGGAGCGCUACAACAGCCGGCACGUAUCAUGACGUAGAAAUGAAGUUUUUAUUUUAACGAAACUGAAAUUAUCGUGAUGCAAAAUAAAAAUGAAUAAUUGAGGAACACAAAAUGUGCUGUUUUGUCAUGUUGUAUCCAGUGUUGGAAAGUAAAGUACAUUUACUCAGGUGCUGUACUUGAACUUGCUACUUCUACACCCAUGCAUUUCAGAGAGAAGUAUUGUGCUUUGUAAUACUACAUUAGCUUGACAACAAUGAGUAGUAACUUUUUAGAUUAAGAUUAUACUUGAAAAAUAUAUUUAAAAAAACCACAACGCUCUGUUUAAGACUGACCUAAUGGCAUGUUUGGUUUGUGACCACUUAUAAAAAGAAAGCUUCACCUCAACCAGCUAACACAGUAAACGGCUGCUUAUGCAUUGGUGCAUUCAUAGAUGCUUUAUAAGGCAUUUAUGCCUUAUAAAGCAAAGCUCCUGGUUAGUUUCAGUCAUAUAUUUACAAACGUUUUAUAUACA